This is a messenger RNA of Salmo salar (Atlantic salmon), 3953 nucleotides long. RefSeq names its product unconventional myosin-Ig. Gene Ontology annotation, cellular component: actin cytoskeleton; cytoplasm; myosin complex. Gene Ontology annotation, biological process: actin filament organization; actin filament-based movement; endocytosis. Gene Ontology annotation, molecular function: ATP binding; actin filament binding; microfilament motor activity. Lineage: Eukaryota; Metazoa; Chordata; Actinopteri; Salmoniformes; Salmonidae. The record is from RefSeq and is a predicted model, not a curated record.
CUGCCUGCCUGCCUUCGCUUCACUUCUCUCUCUCUUCCCUAGAGUCCUCUACUCUCUCUCUCUCUCCCCUAGAGACUUCCGUUCCUCUCUAUCUUUUUUGUCAUUCUGUCUGUCCGUCAGGAUGGCAGCGCUGGAGGGCCUGGAGUUUGGGAAGUCUGAUUUUGUCCUUCUGGAUGAGGUGAACAUAGAGCAGUUUAUGGAGAACCUGAAGCUGAGGUUUGAGAAUGCCCAUAUCUACACCUUCAUAGGAGAAGGGGUAGUGUCAGUCAACCCUUACAAACAGAUGGACAUCUACGGGAAGGAGGUCAUCAAUGCUUACCGCGGCCGGGAGCUGUACGAGAACCCUCCCCACCUGUACGCUGUGGCCGACGCUGCGUACAAGGCCAUGAAGAGACGGGCCAAAGACACCUGCAUCGUCGUUUCAGGUGAGAGUGGCGCAGGAAAGACAGAGGCUAGCAAGUACAUCAUGCAGUACAUCGCAGCCAUCACCAACCCCAGCCAGAGAGCAGAGGUCGAGAGUGUGAAGAACGUUCUUCUGAAGUCUAACUGUGUGCUGGAGGCCUUCGGUAACGCCAAGACCAACCGCAACGACAACUCCAGCCGCUUCGGGAAGUACAUGGACAUCAACUUCAACUUCAACGGCAACCCCACCGGCGGACAUAUUAACAACUACCUACUGGAGAAGUCAAGGGUGGUGCAGCAGAAUGGGGGUGAGAGGAACUUCCACUCCUUCUAUCAGUUACUACGUGGAGGUUCAGAGGUUAUGUUGAAGUCCCUUCACCUGCACAAUGACCCUGCCAACUAUGUGUACACCAGAGGAGGAGCUGUCGCCACUACGUCCAACAACGACCGGUCCAGCCACAACGCAGUGCUGAGUGCCCUGAAUGUGAUUGGCUUUUCAGAGGAGGAGAUUCACUCCAUCUACAGAAUCCUGGGGACCAUCCUCAUCCUGGGUAACCUGCAGUUUGAGACAGACAGUGAGAGUGUCCGGGUGGUGGGGAUGGGGGACGUGAGUCACAUCGCUGAGCUGACCAGCACAGAGCCAGACAAUGUGACCAAGAGCCUGCUGUACCGGACUGUGGCCACCGGGGACGGAGAAGUCAUAGAGAAGGGACAUUCUGAGAAGGAGGCCUGCUUCGGCCGGGAUGCUUUCACCAAGGCUCUCUAUGAGAGACUGUUUGGUUGGAUUGUAGGCCGUAUCAACGCUGUUAUUGAGGUGAAAGACUACAACCCAAUGCUUCAUGGGAAAAACACAGUUAUUGGAGUGCUGGAUAUUUACGGCUUUGAGAUCUUCGACAACAACAGCUUUGAACAGUUCUGCAUCAACUACUGUAAUGAGAAGCUGCAGCAGCUCUUCAUCCAGCUGAUCCUUUGCCAGGAACAAGACGAGUACCAGAGAGAGGGUAUCAUCUGGCAGCAUAUUGACUAUUUUAACAACCAGAUCAUCGUGGACCUGGUGGAACAGCCCCAUAAAGGCAUCAUAUCUGUGCUGGACGAGGCCUGUCUCUCUGUGGGGAAGGUGACAGACACCGUUUGCCUGGAAAGUAUGGAUGCUAAGCUGGGACAACACCCCCACUACACCUCUCGCAAGCUCACGCCCUCAGACAAGACCAUGGAGUUCCACAGAGAUUUCCGUAUCCGCCACUACGCUGGAGACGUCACAUAUUCCAUCGAGGGCUUUUUGGACAAGAACAAGGACCCCCUCUACCAAGAUUUCAAGAGGCUCAUGUUUAACAGUUCCAACCCUGUGAUGAAGGAGAUGUGGCCUGAUGGUCAGCUGAGCAUCACAGAGGUCACCAAGCGACCCCUGACAGCAGCUACCCUCUUCAAGAACUCCAUUGUGGCCCUAGUGGAAAAACUGGGCUGCAAGGAGCCGUACUAUGUGCGCUGCAUUAAGCCAAAUGAUAUGAAGUCUCCCCUGCUGUUUGACGAUGCCCGCUGCCAACACCAGGUGGCGUACCUGGGCCUGCUGGAGAAUGUCAGAGUGCGAAGAGCAGGGUUCGCCUACCGCCAAGCCUACACACGCUUCCUACAGAGGUAUAAGAUGACCUGUGUGUACACCUGGCCCAACCACCUGAUGGGAACAGAUAGGGAGGCAGUGGAGGCUAUUGUCACGCAGCAUGGUUUCCAGGACGACGUCGCAUAUGGACACACCAAGCUGUUUGUGCGAACGCCAAAGUCUCUCUUCACCCUGGAGCAGGAGAGAGCUGUUCUCAUCCCCGUCCUGGUGCUGUUCCUACAGAAGGUGUGGCGCGGGGCGCUGGCGAGGAUGCGUUGCCAGCGGAUGCGUGCCAUCUUUGCCAUCAUGGGCUGCUACAAGCGUUACAAGGUCAAGGUCCACUUCUGGGAGGUGGAGCGGCGCUUCGCCAACGUAUGCAACAUGGCUGACUAUGGGAAAAGCGUGGAGUGGCCCACGCCACCGGCAGCACUCACACAAUUCCACAGCAUCACGCAGAAGCUGCACCGCAGGUGGCGUGCGUGGCAGAUGGUGAAGAACAUCCCACAGUCUGACAUGGGGGCGGUAAGGGCCAAGGUGGCUGCUCUGGGGGCCCUGAAUGGGGAGAGGAAGGACUGGGGCUGUGGUCGAUCCUGGGAGAGAGACUACCUGGCUAAUGUGAGGGACUGUCAUCGGAGCAGCUCCAACUUCAUAUUAUUCUCCCAAGAGCUCCGGAACAAAGACGAGUACAACCAGGUCAUAUUCUCUGGAUUCUGUAGGAAGAUGAACAGAUUCAAUAAAAGCACAGACCGAGCUUUGCUGAUCACAGACAAACAUAUCUACAAACUGGACCCCAAAAAACAGUUUAAAGUGUUGAAAAGACUGCCUCUAGAAGUGGUGACAGGCCUGAGCGUCACUGCAGGCGUUGACCAGAUGGUGGCGCUACACACUUCCUCCCAGGAUGAUGUUCUUCUCUACAUCCAGAGAGGGGAGCUGUGUCCUGACCAGGACCGCAUCGGGGAGCUGCUGGGAACGCUCAUCGACCACUUCACACGUGUGAGGAACACCCCUCUCCCAGUGAAGGUUUGCUGUUCGGCCGUCCAGCUGCACAUGCGGGGUAAGCCCAAGAGCGUAACCGUGGAGACCAAGGCCGGCCAGGCCAUUGCAGACUUCAGGAAGAGCCGCGACGGUUUCACCCUCCUGAUCCCAUCCAACUGAGACAGUCACCACUAGCUCCCCCAGCCAAUUACAAAUCUGGACCUGGAAGCCAGUUCCACCGCGUAUUUACAUUCUUCCUCUCUAAUAUAGGACUGAUUUAGACCUGGGACACCAGGUGGUGCAAUUCAUUAUCAGGUAGAACAGAAAAACCAGCAGUCCUCCAGACCUCCAGGCUCUGAUUUGAAUAGACCUGGUUUAUCCUCUGGACUGUAUCAAAGGGCUACAGUAGAGGGAGAGUGACUCCUCAACCCAUUUCGCCACCCAUGCAGUACACAUAUGUCCCGUCCUGACCAGCAGAGGGCGUAAUUGUGUUAGUCUUGGUCAGGAUGUGGCAGGGGGUUUGUGUUUGUUAAAUGUUGUGUGGGUGAUUGGACUCCCAAUUGAAGGCAGGUGUGUUGAGUUGCCUUUGAUUGGGAGUCCUAUAUAGGAGUGUGUGUUUUUCUUUGGGGUUGUGGGUAGUUGUUUGUGAGCACUGCGUUUGUGAGCCUGCUACACUGUUGCCGUCGUGAGUAUUUGUUUAUUGUUUUGCCUGUGGAUGCUUUACUUAAGUUUAUUUAAAGAAACUAUGAGUAUCUCCAUUCCCGCUGCGCCUUGGUCCAUUCUUGAAGACAACUGUGACAGAACUAUCCACCACCAAGGGACCAAGCAGCGGACGAACGAGGAGGAAGGAUGGACAUGGGCAGAGUUAAGGAUGAGCGUUUCCAGGGCUAUGGAAGAGUUAAGUAAACUCGAGAGGCAGCCCCAAUAAUUUUUUUGGGGGGCGGGCACAAGGGCAGUUUUGCGGCGCAGGAAUGGAGCC